GCCCGGAACAUUGUUGCGAAUAAAUCUAUAAUCUUUUCAAUACCUCAUGAUGGCGACACAAACGGCGACCCAGAAGGUAAAGCCAUGAUGCCCCACCAUCAACCCCUCCAUACAUGCUUUACCUUGAAAACACCACAACAAAUGGUCUUGACGCGUCGAUUAACCCUUCUUUCAUCCUCCAAGCCAAGGACAAGCUCACCUACGAAGACCGACCAAUUCCCGAACUCCCCUCUCCAUACGAUGUCAUCAUCAGACCACGAUGGACCGGUAUCUGCGGUUCGGAUGUGCACUACUGGGUUGAAGGGCGCAUCGGUCACUUUGUAGUUGAGAAGCCCAUGGUUCUCGGCCAUGAAUCAGCUGGUGUCGUACACAAAGUUGGCGACAAGGUCAAGAGCCUGAAAGUUGGUGACGAGGUUGCUAUGGAGCCCGGUGUGCCUUGCCGCCGUUGCGUACGAUGCAAAGAUGGAAAAUACAAUCUUUGCCCUGACAUGGCCUUUGCUGCCACACCCCCAUACGAUGGCACACUCGCGCGGUAUUACACACUGCCAGAGGACUUCUGCUACAAACUUCCCGAGAACAUGAGCAUGGAGGAGGGUGCGCUUAUCGAGCCUACCGCUGUCGCUGUACACAUCACAAGGCAAGCUGCUAUCAAGCCCGGAGACUCGGUCGUAGUAUUCGGUGCAGGUCCCGUCGGUUUGCUGUGCUGCGCUGUCGCAAAGGCAUACGGCGCAAAGAAGAUUGUGACUGUAGACAUCAACGACGAACGCCUCAACUUUGCACUCAAGUACGCCGCAAACGCAAGCUUCAAGAGCCAAAGAGUGAGCGCACAAGAAAACGCCGAGAAUCUGAUCAAGGAAUGUGAUUUGGGUUCGGGCGCAGAUGUCAUUAUCGAUGCGUCGGGUGCUGAGCCCUGUAUUCAAACCGCCAUCCACGCGCUACGCAUGGGCGGAACAUAUGUUCAGGGUGGCAUGGGCAAACCCGACAUCAACUUCCCCAUCAUGGCCAUGUGCACCAAGGAACUCAAUGUCAAGGGCUCCUUCCGUUACGGCUCAGGCGACUAUCAAACCGCUAUUGACCUCGUGGCUAGCGGACGUAUCUCAGUCAAGGAACUCAUCACCGGUAAGGUCAAGUUCGAUGAGGCGGAGAAGGCGUUUGCAGAUGUCAAGGGUGGCAAGGGCAUCAAGAUAUUGAUCGAAGGCCCUGCUGAGCAGUAAAUCUCUUCUCUUUUUGGAUGUUUUAGUCGUAGUGGUUCAGAGGCUUCUCUAUGAAGGCUUUUGUCAAUGGGUAUCAUACCCGGUGGUGUGCAUUGGUGCUGGGGUACAGAGCAGGGAGGUUGUGAAGGAAAUAUCGUAGGACCGCUAGACGAAUCUGAGGUCAUGUCAUC
This is a messenger RNA of Alternaria alternata, 1384 nucleotides long. Its product is annotated as GroES-like protein. The transcript has 3 exons. Lineage: Eukaryota; Fungi; Ascomycota; Dothideomycetes; Pleosporales; Pleosporaceae. Bases 114 to 1214 code for a protein of 366 amino acids. Gene Ontology annotation, biological process: D-sorbitol catabolic process. Gene Ontology annotation, molecular function: L-iditol 2-dehydrogenase (NAD+) activity; zinc ion binding. The record is from RefSeq and is a predicted model, not a curated record.